AUGGCCUCCCGAGUGCUCCUUGGGAGAUUCUCUACUGCGAGAGCGUCGUCCUGGCGUACUCUGACGCCGUCAAGAACUUACGUCGCUGUCGCCCGGACGUUCACACCCCGCGCAGCCUCAGCCACAAAAGGCGCAUCCACAAAGACUGCUCUCCAAGCAGCGAAGGCAAGCACCACAGUCGGGAAGGGUAAUUCUGACAACCUAGAGUCUCUCUCAAACACAUCAGAUGAGAUAGAUGUUCCUCCAGAAGAAUUGUCAGUUCCCGCUGAGAGCCUGCCCUCCUCUGCCGUGCUGUCGCAACCGCCCUCGCCAACCCCUUUCCCAUCCGAAGCUAGCGAACUCUCCGAUGCGCUCUCGAAUGGAGUCGUCGGGGAAACUACAUCCACCGACUGGUCGAAGAGCUACUAUGGUCUCUCCCGGCAGCCGUUCUCCAAAGAUGUUUCCGAGGUCCUGUUGUCCCCAAUAGACCCUCAGGAUGUAGAGAUGAAACCUGACGGGCUAAUAUACCUUCCCGAAAUCAAGUAUCGGCGUGUGCUCAACAAGGCGUUCGGACCCGGUGGUUGGGGGUUAGCCCCUAGGAGCGAGACUAAUGUCGGUCCCAAGGUCGUUAGCAGAGAAUAUGCGCUGGUAUGCCUGGGAAGACUAGUGGCGAUUGCACGAGGAGAGCAGGAGUACUUUGACCCCUCAGGCAUCCCGACGGCGACUGAAGCCUGCAAGAGCAAUGCUCUCAUGCGUUGCUGCAAGGACCUCGGUGUUGCUAGCGAGCUCUGGGACCCGCGGUUUAUCCGAGAGUUCAAGCAAAAAUAUUGCGUUGAGGUGUUCGCCGAAAACCUAGUGACGAAGAAGAAGAGAAAGCUGUGGAGACGCAAAGACCAGCCAAAAUUUGAUUAUCCAUGGAAAGAGUAA
This is a messenger RNA of Sparassis crispa, 906 nucleotides long. RefSeq names its product Mitochondrial genome maintenance protein. The transcript is spliced from 5 exons. The record is from RefSeq and is a predicted model, not a curated record. The coding region runs from base 1 to 906 and encodes 301 amino acids. Lineage: Eukaryota; Fungi; Basidiomycota; Agaricomycetes; Polyporales; Sparassidaceae. Gene Ontology annotation, biological process: interstrand cross-link repair; recombinational repair. Gene Ontology annotation, molecular function: single-stranded DNA binding. Gene Ontology annotation, cellular component: mitochondrial chromosome; mitochondrial nucleoid.